AUGAGCGUGAACUAUCAGAUUCUCUGUUACUUCAUGCUGGGUGUGCUUUGUAAUGCCACAAUCAGAGGGAUAAUAUACUUUAACAAAACACCCAAAUUCCCGCCCGUCAUCAUGACAGCACCAAAUGCGGUUAAUGUUUCUAGACCCUUCCCAAAUCCUCGUAUUCUCUGCUAUGUGAAUACAAUCCCUGCGACCUACCUUACCAAAGCUCAACACGUUAACCGCACAUGGGCUCGUCGUUGCACAAAGGUUUUAUUUUUCAGCAGCAAAGCGGAAGACACGAUUCCGGUGAUUAAUUUAAAUCUCACGAAACCGGAAAGUCGAAUGCACUUGUGGAGCAAGAUGAGGAAGAUUGUGCGCUAUGUAUACCAAUACCGGAACGAUUACGACUACUUUUACAAGGCGGAUGAUGAUACCUACCUGUUUGCGGAGAACCUGGCAGAUGAACUGAGCCGAAGAAACCCCGACAAGCCAUUCAUGAUGGGACACCGUUUUCGCAGAUUUCAAAAGGAGGGCUACUUUUCUGGAGGUGCCGGAUACGUCCUUUCACGUGGCGCACUGAAGUUACUGGUUGAACGUGCAAUUGACAAACACCCAGCCUGUCCAAAAUACGAUGAGGAUAAAGAAGAUGUAAAAAUAUGUAAGAAACUUUGCAUUCCGUCACGCGUUGCCCCUGUUUCUUCUUUGGUCAGUAGCAUAACCUCACUCGGAGCUAUUUAG
This is a messenger RNA of Dibothriocephalus latus, 720 nucleotides long. The record is from the annotation of a GenBank genome assembly. NCBI's taxonomy places the organism in Eukaryota, Metazoa, Platyhelminthes, Cestoda, Diphyllobothriidea, Diphyllobothriidae.